Messenger RNA from Melanotaenia boesemani (Boeseman's rainbowfish), 3396 nucleotides. RefSeq lists its product as uncharacterized. The transcript has 5 exons. The record is from RefSeq and is a predicted model, not a curated record. Bases 364 to 1854 code for a protein of 496 amino acids. Lineage: Eukaryota; Metazoa; Chordata; Actinopteri; Atheriniformes; Melanotaeniidae.
AGUAGUGCGUGCACCACCGGACGUGCGAUGACAGCAGCGCACAUGGCAGCAGGGGGGGUACAGCCACUCCCAGUGACAGGCCGGCCCUCUCUUUUCUCCUGCUGAAGGGAGAAACACGCUACCUACGGUCCACGCCUCCUUCUCUUCAUCUACAGCUCUACCUCCUCAUCGACAACUUGCUGCAGUUUCUUGCCCCCAUUUGUGUGCGCGCUGAUUUAACCCAGGUCAGUUUUGCGCAACGGCACUAAGAGAAGCCAUCUGAAGUGAAUCAGCGCUCCGCGCGGCUCAGGCUUUUUGACCCGCAGGCUCCUCGGAUAUUACCUCUCUGCCUGGCGAGAACAUUGUGUCCUCGGUUGGAGCAAAAUGACAGCCAAGCAUCGGAAAGGGAAAAGUAACCACAAACAGGAGGAUAACUUUUUCAAAAAUGAAGCGAUUGAAACAGAAGUUCGCGCUGGAGGGAAUAACUACACUCUGCUGUCAGUUUUAGUCUUGAUCAUGGUAAUCUGCGGUGCCACUGGCGCAUGGUUCUGUUUCCAGCAACACCAAACUUUAACUCACUUAACAGACAACCUCAUGGGCAUUCAGAUGAAGAUAGUGAAACUGCAGUCCUCUCAUGAAGAGCUGCGACAGUCAAAAAGUAAGCAGCAUGUUUCAGAGAGCGUGGAGACCCGUCUGACUGCUCUCGAGGAGUCUUAUGCACUCACUCAGAAACAGGUUGGCAUGGCUUUGGCUACAGCAGAGCAGCUCAAAACGUCUGAUCUCCCAGCCCAGGUGCUGUCCCUCCACACUGAGAUGAAAGCCCGUCUGGCGGAGACGCAGCAGGCCACGGUGUCUCUGGAGCAGCUCAGUCAGCUGCAGAGUACGCUCAAGGAAAAGAGCGAGGAGUUUGAGGAAGUCAGGAUUCAGGUGGCGGGUUUGGCCACACUGAACGGCGAACUGUCCCAUAAGGUUGAGGUCUUGACGGAGAGUCUGGGAGAGGUGGAAUCGAUGCUGGGGGAGAAAGACAGUGAGAUUGCUACGAUCAGCGCCACCCUGGAUGGACAGACCACCGAGGUGCUCACACUGAAGGAUCAGCUUGACAAAUACCAGGCUCAGCUAGAGGCCAGCAUACUGGAGAUGGCUACAGUCAGAGAGUUACUUGAGAACGAACAGUCCCAGGGGCUCCAGCAGGCCAGUGUCAAGGAGCAGCUAAAUACGCUGGUGGGAGCAACACAACCUCCUGCUGAGCCUUUGGAGCAGACUGAGGAACAUGCAGUUGCAGCAACUGAAGAUGAAGAAGCAGAGGCAGCUGCAUCUGAAGAGGAAGAAGAGGCAGCUGCUGCAGAAACUGGAACAGAAGAGGCAGAAAUUGCAACAGCAACUGCAGAGGAAGAAGAGCAGACACCCCCUGCAGGUGAAGAACAAGACGCAUCCUCUCUAGAGGAAGAAGGCGCAGAGGCAGCUGGAGAAGGAGAGGCAGUUUCACAAGAUGCAGCUCCUGUGGAGCAGGAAAAUACUGAGACAGAAGAAAAUGCUGCUGAAGAGGAGGUAGAGGCAGCAGAAGAGAGUGAGAUAGAAGACGGGGAGGCAGCUGCUGCAUCAGAAAAGGAAGAAGUGGACACGACCCAGACUGAAGAAGAGGACAAGAAAGCUAAUGAGGAAGAAACUCAGGAGGAGUCAGCAGCAGAUGAGAACCAGAAAGCAACAGGUGAGGAUGAGAGUGAAAAAGUGGAAGAAGUGGUGGAAUCUGAAGGAGAGGCGGAGGAACUUGAUGUGGAGGAGGAGCAGCAGGAUGUAGCAGCUGAAGAGCCACAGGAGGCAGAGGAAGAGGAGGAGGCGGCAUUAGAAGAUGAUGCUUCUCCAGAAGACAAAUAGAACACGUCACCAAAAGGAGAUCUUUUUCCAUACUGGAGAGUGUCACCAAGCAGAAUGGGAACCUUCUCCGACUAGUGUCCCUUUCUAUAACAUGACAAAAACUGUAGGAAGGCAUUAUUGUUUGCUGUUGUUUAGGCGCAGUAUUCAUUACCUGGUUGCUCUCUGAGAGGCAGACCUAGUCAGAGGAGUGACAUCACUAUGCUGGAGUUUGAGUGCAACUAGUACCUCAAAAUUUCUGAUGACUGUUAAGUCAAUGAUUCACUUGGGGUUUACCAGCCAAUAACAACCUUUUAAAUGCCUUAAUCCACUAAAGACUGUUUCUCUAGAGAGGAUUUCCCACUCUUGAUAACUCCCACUUUUUCUUCAAGGUUAGUUUCUGCACCAAACUGCAACACUUAAAGAAGCCAUACAGAGAAGCCAAUGCAUAAACUGCUCAUCAGUGCACUUGAAGCUAUAAGUAAUGUCUGUCUUGGUAACAUUAAAGUAUGUUUUGUUUUGUUACAGCCUGAAAUGUGUUACAAGUAGGAAAAGAAUUGGUUGUAGUAAUUUAUUUUGUCCCUGAUGUUUACACAAGCAGAACUGUUAUCUAUAGAGCUAGUAAAACAGAUAGAAAACAUAUCUGAUUUGAUUAAAAACUAAUGCUUUCUGAAUGUUUUUAAAGUAUGACAUACUGUAGUUCAUCUUUUUUUUAUUAUUAUUGCAUUUUUAAAGUGUAUAGUUUAGGUCGUUGUCAAAGGCAAUUCCAACCAGACAGAUUGCACCUGUAGUGUUGUUGGACACAGCCAGCACUAAAUGCUCAAAUACUCUCUUGCAUUUCUUCAUCUGUAAUCAUCAGCUUUAUUUUCAUGAUUUGAUUUUAUAGGUUCUUUGACAAAUUACACUAGACGGUCUAUGCUUUAACCUCAGAAAAAAAACCUGUUAAUUUCACAAAGUAAAGUAUCUCAGGGAAAAAUAAUUCUCUAUGUAGAUGGGGGAACCAUCAUAACUCUAAACCACAGUUUAAUUAAACCAUAAAACAGUCCCACAUGAACCAUUCACCUUAUAUAAACAUCAAUGUUCUAAACCACAGUGUGACAGCUUAAUUUUAAGAAAACUGUUGGAGAGUUUUGAGAGGUUGCUGUAAACAACCAAAGCUACUCAGGUUCAGAAACAUUUGGGUCAAAGAGAACUACUGCUUUGCAGAAUCAGAUUGAACAGAAAGCUGCGGCCAUAGAUCGAAACGAUGGCAUGGCGUUCAGAUCUGAAGAAAAUGGAGGAAUAGAAGAAAUAAAGUCUGAAACACAUGGCCACAUCAGAAGGAUUUUUCCUAAGAUGCUCUGCAGAUAAAUCUCAAUGUGAAUUCUUACAAUACAAAAAAAAUGUUGAGCCUCUGCCAAACACAGAAUGAAACCUGUGACCAGGACAGAGAUGUUAUCAUAGACUGUAUAUGUGUAUUUUUACUAAAUCUGACAUUCAGUGUGCUGUUUUUGCCAAGGCUGUGGCAACUGACAGUAUAACAUUUCUGUUUUUAAAAUAAACCCUGGUUCUUUCCUUUUUGUAUAC